Molecule: messenger RNA, 735 nt
Organism: Penicillium chermesinum
Lineage: Eukaryota; Fungi; Ascomycota; Eurotiomycetes; Eurotiales; Aspergillaceae
Exons: 1
Coding region: 1-735 (244 amino acids)
Cellular component (GO): nuclear pore
Molecular function (GO): structural constituent of nuclear pore
Source: RefSeq, a predicted model, not a curated record
AUGGCUAGAAUCUACAAGGACACGAGGGUGGACCUGCGGCCAUCCUCGUCUGCCACCGUUGCGAACGUUCACCUUUCCGAAAGCGCGCAUCGACGGACACGCUUCUCGAUCUCAUCGACCGACCACCCCGAAGUCUCGAUCGCCAAGGACGAAGACGAGUUCGCGAAACGGUACCUUGCAACGCAAGGAACGAUCUAUUUUCGCAAGCACAAGACCUACCCGAGGACAUUCUUAUGGCGUGUGGUGGACGACAGCAAGACCCUGGAGGUUCAAUGCGUGGACCUGACGAAGAGCGCCUCGGAGCAUUUCGAUUUCAAUGUGACCCUUCGAUUGCACUUCGCAGAGCAGAUUCUGCCAUCUGGCGUAGCCUUUGCCGAUUAUGAGGGCCACGAAGUCAUCAGUGCAUUUGUGAUCACCUCCUCGAGACAACUGUACACCUUGUCUUUACGACCUGAGUUCUUCCGGAAGGUAGAUUCAAUUGACAACAACAUCGCGGAUUGGAGCAAGUCAUGCGUCCCUGCGCCGCUCUCAUUUUCUCAACCUCAUCGACUGCACGCGAGCAGCCCGCUUGAACUAUUCAUUUCCUUGGACAAUGGCGCAUUGCUACGACUGACCCGACGAGCCGGGGACGAUGGUAAGCCUCCGAAAGCAAUGGCUUGGCGAUGUUCCUCCUUCUCCAUUACCUGUCUAAUAUGGAUUCAUAGGAUCUCAUUGGUCUCCUCUCACUUUCGAUGA